GUUCAUUAUGUGUUUAGCGUUAUUAUUGACCUCUUUCCCUCUCUCUCUGUUUCUGGCUUUUCUUAUAGCUUAGCUCUGAAAAUCAUAUCAAACCAAAUACUAUAGAUACAGAUAUAAAGAUAUAGAUAUAGAGAGAGAGAAAGUUGGUGCGUAUAUAGAGUGAGAAAAUAAACAAAAAGUGAAAACAACGAGGGGGUUAGGUCGCAGUUAUCUUCUCCUCACGCAUGGAUCUCCUUCUCUUCUCUGCUCUUUCUCUCUCUAGACGGUAACGAUCACUGUGGACGUUUCUGAUUGAAGAGCGAGGAAGAUUCGUGGGAGGUUCUGCCUCCUCUCUUUCUCUAUAUAUAUCUACAUAAUAUAUAUAUAUAUAUUGAUUUUCUCUCUCGAGCUAUGGGAGCUUGCGUAUCGACGCCGGAAAGUUGUGUGGGAGGUCGAUCGAGUUCGUCGAAGAGGAAGUGUCGCAAGCGAAGGAAAGCAAUCAAGCAGCGAGUUUCGUCUCGUUUGUCUGAUCGAUCGUUGGACAAGGUCCACAAGUCGGCCCCUUCGGAUCGCUCCCAUAACAAUCCCACUUUUCAUGGAAGUAUUGAGGAGGCAUGGUUUGAUUCUGCUGCUAUACUUGACUCUGACUGUGAUGAAGAUUUUGAAAGUGUCCAGGAUGAUGUGCUGUCCCAAAAUGGAUUUGAAGGUUCAUCUGUAUCAGGGUACUUAACAGCAGGAAAUUCUGCACGCAACUCUCUCAGUGAGGUUGUUAAAAGUUCAAUCCAUUCAGAUGAUGUUGAUUCCAAAUCAAAAUCUGAAGGACCUCCAAAUGAAGCAAAGCAACCUGUUUUCCUUGAUGAAAUCUCCUCCUCUGUGGAUGAAAAUGGUGGCAGGGAGGAAGGAGUAAUGGAAAAUUGUGGAAUUCUUCCAAACAACUGUUUGCCUUGUCUUGCUUCUACUAUCCCUUCAGUUGAGAAGAGAAGAUCACUAAGCUCUAGUCCACCAAACUCAAGAAAAAAGGGUGCAUCAAGACUUUCCUUCAAAUGGAGGGAUGGACAUCCUAGUGCCACUAUGUUUUCUGCAAAGGAACUUCUGGAAAGACCAAUAGCAGGUUCUCAAGUACCUUUUUGCCCCAUAGAAAAGAAAAUGAUGGAUUGCUGGUCAAAUAUUGAACCGAAUACUUUCAGAGUUCGGGGAGAGAAUUAUUUUAGGGAUAAAAAGAAGGAAUUUGCUUCUAAUCAUGCAGCAUAUUAUCCUUUUGGUGUUGACGUAUUCCUAUCUCAGAGGAAAAUUGAUCACAUAGCUCGGUUGGUGGAACUCCCAAUUAUUAAUUCAUCCGGGCAGCUUCCACCCAUUCUUGUCGUAAAUGUUCAGAUUCCACUGUAUCCACCCACUAUUUUCCAGAAUGAAACUGAUGGGGAAGGAAUGAGUAUUGUUUUGUACUUUAAGCUAUCUGAAAGUUACUUAAAGGAAGUUCCAUCCAAUUUUCAAGAACAUAUCAGGAGGUUAGUUGAUAAUGAAGUAGAAAAGGUCAAAGGAUUUCCAGUAGAUACAAUUGCUCCUUUCCGGGAAAGAUUGAAGAUAUUGGGCCGUGUAGCGAAUGUGGAUGACCUUCCAUUAAGUGCACCAGAAAGGAAGCUUAUGCAUGCUUACAACGAAAAACCCGUUCUUUCACGACCUCAACAUGAAUUCUACUUGGGAGAAAACUAUUUCGAGAUUGAUGUGGAUAUGCACCGAUUUAGUUACAUCUCUAGGAAAGGGUUUGAAGCAUUCCUGGAUAGACUAAAGCACUGCAUUUUGGAUGUUGGACUUACAAUUCAGGGGAACAAAGCUGAAGAGUUGCCAGAGCAGAUAUUAUGUUGUAUACGGUUAAAUGGAAUUGACUACAUGAAUUAUCAGAAACUGGGUUACAGUCAACAGUCCAUUUAAAUUGUGCACAUACACUGUAAGGCUCAAGAUUAAUAUAUUAAAUAAAAAUAUAUUUUUUCUAUAGAAAA
Molecule: messenger RNA, 1976 nt
Organism: Cornus florida
Lineage: Eukaryota; Viridiplantae; Streptophyta; Magnoliopsida; Cornales; Cornaceae
Exons: 10
Coding region: 391-1908 (505 amino acids)
Source: RefSeq, a predicted model, not a curated record